Polyodon spathula (Mississippi paddlefish) is the source of this 869-nucleotide messenger RNA. RefSeq names its product osteocrin-like. The coding region runs from base 144 to 545 and encodes 133 amino acids. Gene Ontology annotation, biological process: hormone-mediated signaling pathway. Lineage: Eukaryota; Metazoa; Chordata; Actinopteri; Acipenseriformes; Polyodontidae. The transcript has 5 exons. The record is from RefSeq and is a predicted model, not a curated record. Gene Ontology annotation, molecular function: signaling receptor binding.
AGAAAGCAGGACCACAGAUUGGAUUGUAGACCUCCGAGGAAAGAUAUAAAAACCUGAAAGCCAACACCAGGAACAAGCAAAGAGAGGGAAAACUUGAACUUACAAAUUUCAGGCACUUCACCAACUGCUACCACUAUAGAAAGAUGCUGGGUUGCAGAUGGGUCCUUGUGCACUGUUUGCUAGCAGCUACACUUCUUCACUGGAUCUCAGGCAGGUCACCAAUGGCGGAGGGGGCACCGGAGUUUCUGGAUUCCGUGAUGGUCCGGGACGCGGGCUCCAGCGCUGUAUCCGGCGAGGAGAAGGCGGCGAGCGACCUGACCACCAAGCUGCUUCUGCUGGACAAGCUUGUGAGCCUGGAGAAUGAUGUCAUGGAGGCCAAGCUGAAGAGGAGCUUCCCUGGCUUCAGCACGCCACUGGACAGGCUGUCCAUCAGCACCAUGGAACUGAAGGGCAAACAAAGGAAAGUAGUCGACCCUCCCAAAAGACGCUUUGGUGUGCCGAUAGACCGGCUCGGGACGAACCGCAUGGUCAAUGGCAGGGACUAACACUGAGAAGUGGGAUGUCCCUGAAACAAAGCUGCAUGGAUGGACUGUCUUGUCUUUUUCUUCAAUUAUCUACUGACUUGUCUCUGUGUAUCACCCCUAAACCACUGCAGCUCCAGGCGGGUGGUAGAAUGCAUCCUGGCCCUUUCCAUGCUGCCGUGUCUCAGCUUAGACAGUAACCAGCUUAGCACUAGGAGGACCAACCACUGAUGCCCGUUUCUAGAGCUAAAUCAGCAUGCUGUACAUAUGUUUAUCACACUGCACUGUGUUAUCCAGUCUAUCACCACACUUGCAUAAACACAUACCAACCCCCCCCCCCCCCCCCCC